Ornithodoros turicata is the source of this 1062-nucleotide messenger RNA. RefSeq lists its product as uncharacterized. The transcript has a single exon. NCBI's taxonomy places the organism in Eukaryota, Metazoa, Arthropoda, Arachnida, Ixodida, Argasidae. The record is from RefSeq and is a predicted model, not a curated record. Bases 1 to 1062 code for a protein of 353 amino acids.
AUGCAUGAUGUCCUUGAAGGCGGCAUUGGGUUUCUCUUGAAGCAUGUGCUGAGGUCCCUCGCAGCUUCAGGCAUAAUAUCUGCAUCGAGUCUGAGCGUUAUAUCAACGUUCAGCUACGGUUUUCACGACGGAAAAUGCAAGCCUGUUCCACUCUCAGAGUCCUUCCUUACGUCAGGCAGCUGCAACAUAAAAGGAACGGCAAGUCAGAAGUGGUGCCUCUUUCGUUUGCUGCCCCAGAUGAUCAGCCAACUUGUUCCAGAGCAGAAUCCGACUUGGCACCUGUACCUGCUCUACAGACACAUUGUAGACAUUAUACUAGCAAACAAGGUCCCAGCAGAUAGCAUUGCAUACUUGCAAGUCCAAAUUGACAGCUUUCUUCAAAAAUUCAUUGAACUGUUUCCAGACCAGAAGUUGAUUCCAAAGAUGCAUUUUCUUGUGCACUACCCCCGUUUCAUCCGACUAUUUGGGCCACCACGAAUGUACUGGAGUAUGAGAUUCGAGUCAAAACACUCCUACUUCAAGAAUAUUGCAAUGAAAUCCAAAUCCUUCGUUAACAUCUGCAAGACAAUGUCCACUAGAGGCCAACUUCUCCAGUCCUACGAACUUUCAGCCCCAACACUUUCGAAGCCGCUUGCAACUGGUGCCCAGAAGAGCGUACAGUGGUCAGACCUGCCCCAUGCAGUGAAAGCGGUUUUUCCUCUUGCUGUUACAGAGGAGGAAAAUGUAAUCAGUGUCCAAACUGCGAGCAUCGAUGCCAGCGCGUACAGGGUGAGCGACGUAUGCUGUAUCGGCUGGGAAGAGGAAGCACCACUGUUUGGACAGGUAUUCCUAAUGGUUGUUCACAGAGGAACGCUCCUGGUCUGUGUCGAAUUGCUUCACACUGUCCAGUUCAACCAGCACAGACACAGCUACGAGGUGGAACAUUCGGGGCUGUAUAGUCUGCUGUCUCCUGGACUCCACCCUGAAUACACAGCCAUGGAUUUGUACAAGCACCAAUGCAAGUACGAAGUGGUUCCGCACUUUGAGCUAUAUGAGCAAGACACACUCACAUCCACUGCGUGA